Molecule: messenger RNA, 1107 nt
Organism: Rangifer tarandus platyrhynchus (Svalbard reindeer)
Lineage: Eukaryota; Metazoa; Chordata; Mammalia; Artiodactyla; Cervidae
Source: the annotation of a GenBank genome assembly
AUGUUGCGGCGGGUUGCCUGCUGGAUGCAGCCGAGCCCGGCCUGUGGCUGCCGGGCUCCUGUCCUACCCAGUCGGUUUCUGGGCACCUCCCCUCGGCAGAUUCCAAUGGAUGCCAACUUCCACUCCACUUCGUUCUUGGAAGCAGACCAGCAGCGUGUCUUAAUUACAGGGGGUCUUGGCCAGCUUGGAGUGGGGCUUGCUAACUUUCUGAGGAAACGAUUCGGGAAGGACAAUGUGAUUCUGUCUGACAUUCGGAAGCCCCCGGAACACGUCUUCCUUAGUGGCCCGUUUAUUUAUUCUGACAUCCUGGAUUACAAGAAUCUUCGGGAGAUUGUGGUGAACAACCGCAUCACCUGGCUGUUUCAUUACAGCGCCCUGCUCAGCGCAGUGGGAGAAGCAAACGUGUCCCUGGCCAGAGCCGUGAACAUCACUGGACUGCACAAUGUCCUGGACGUUGCCGCAGAGCACGGUCUGCGAUUGUUUGUGCCAAGCACCAUCGGGGCGUUCGGACCUACUUCUCCACGGAACCCAACCCCUGACCUCUGCAUCCAGAGACCCAGGACCAUCUAUGGGGUGUCCAAGGUCCAUGCUGAGCUUAUGGGCGAGUAUUAUUAUUACCGGUAUGGAUUAGAUUUCCGAUGCCUGAGAUAUCCUGGAAUCAUUUCUGCUGACUCCCAGCCUGGAGGAGGAACAACUGACUAUGCAGUCCAGAUUUUCCAUGAAGCUGUCAAGAAUGGCAGAUUUGAGUGCAACCUGAAACCCGACACCAGGCUCCCAAUGAUGUACAUUGACGACUGCCUCCGGGCCACCCUGGAGGUCAUGGAGGCCCCAGCAGAGUCCCUGUCCAUGAGAACCUACAACAUCAACGCCAUGAGCUUCACCCCCGCGGAGCUGGCCCAGGAGGUGCUCAAGCAUGUGCCAGAAUUCCAGGUCACCUACAAUGUGGACCCUGUCCGACAGGCCAUAGCGGAUAGUUGGCCAAUGAACUUUGAUGAUAGCAAUGCUCGGAAGGACUGGGGAUGGAAGCACGAUAUUGACCUCCCGGAGCUGGUGACGACAAUGUUGAACUUCCACGGUUCUGAGAACAGAGUUGCCCAGGCUAACUGA